Messenger RNA from Telopea speciosissima, 777 nucleotides. RefSeq names its product protein P21-like. The transcript has 2 exons. Gene Ontology annotation, biological process: defense response. Bases 1 to 777 code for a protein of 258 amino acids. NCBI's taxonomy places the organism in Eukaryota, Viridiplantae, Streptophyta, Magnoliopsida, Proteales, Proteaceae. The record is from RefSeq and is a predicted model, not a curated record. Gene Ontology annotation, cellular component: extracellular region.
AUGGAAUCUCACUACCCACUUCUUACCUCCAAGAUGACUUCCAUUAACAAGCUCUUCCUCUUCUUCUCCUUCUUCUUCUGUGGUGUCCUCUUCACCACCUUCACCCAUGCAACUACCUUUUACAUCCUAAACCAGUGCCCCUACACAGUAUGGGCUGCUGCAUCACCAGGUGGUGGUCAGCAACUUAACCCGGGCCAAUCAUGGACCAUCAACGUAGCUGCUGGCACAUCUAUGGCCCGCAUUUGGGGCCGAACAAACUGCAACUUCGACGCAAACGGGAAUGGAAGAUGCGAUACGGGCGACUGCGGGAGGCUAGUGUGUCAAGGUUGGGGUGUACCGCCCAACACCUUAGCCGAAUAUGCUUUAAACCAAUACGGUAAUUUGGAUUUCUUCGACAUCUCCCUCGUCGACGGAUUUAACAUUCCGAUGGUAUUUACCCCGACUAACCCAAUCAGCAGCUCAUGCCGUGCGAUAAGUUGCACAGCUGACAUAAAUGGUCAAUGUCCUGGACCUCUACAGACCGCCGGAGGCUGCAACAACCCAUGCACUGUGUACAAGACCCCUGAGUAUUGCUGCACUGCUGGGAGCUGUGGACCCACAGACUACUCCAGGUUCUUCAAGGAUAGAUGCCCUGAUGCUUACAGUUAUCCUCAGGAUGACGCAACAAGUACCUUCACCUGCCCGGGUGGUACAGAAAACUAUAAUGUUAUAUUCUGCCCAGGAAACUCUCUCUCUUCUAAUUCUAACUCAUCUCAUCCCCUCUUCACCCUCCAGUGA